Molecule: messenger RNA, 2257 nt
Organism: Scomber japonicus (chub mackerel)
Lineage: Eukaryota; Metazoa; Chordata; Actinopteri; Scombriformes; Scombridae
Gene: sgo1
Product: shugoshin 1
Exons: 10
Coding region: 63-2045 (660 amino acids)
Biological process (GO): meiotic chromosome segregation
Cellular component (GO): nucleus; chromosome, centromeric region
Source: RefSeq, a predicted model, not a curated record
AUUUUGUUGAAGCGAUAUACAAACCAAAUUGCCUGGAUAUAUCCACAUGCCGAUACUGAGCCAUGGCGAAAGAACGGGCACAGAAGAAGUCUUUCCAGCGGAGUCUGGAGGACAUCAAGGAGAGGAUGAUAGAGAAGAGGAACAAACGUCUGGCCAGUGCCUCGGCUCCUAGACGGUCCAGGAUGAUACACAAAAGCAGUGGAACUAACUCAACGAACACUAUCCUGAAGGGUGUCCAGCUGAACAACAAGGCGCUGGCUGUAGCUGUGCAAGCUGAAAAGGAAAAAGUGAGACAGGCUAAUGUUGUGAUCCUGCAACUGAAAAGGGAGCAACAGGCCCUGUUCUUACACCUGCUUCUGCUCAAGAGGAAGCUCAAAGAACAGGAAGCACUGGCAGUGAGUCCUCCAGAGACUAAACCUACAAACAUCCCUGCUGAGCCCCAACACCACAUGGAUUCUUCAAGGAGAAAGCCAAGGGGCCAGAAACUUGAUGAGCCCAGUGCAUGCGAAGUCUCUCCAAUUUGUGCAGACCCUCAGCCCCCUAAAAUGAAUGGACAACGUGAAUGUAACAAGCAGGUUACUUUGCCAUCUACGGUGGGUGUGAGGCGCCGACAUACUGAUAGAAGGAGCACCAGGAGGUCUGAGCGUGUGCGAGACCAGAGAUCAUUGAGUGAAGAGGACCCCAUUGUUGGCUUGGGGGCUUCAAUAGCAAGUCCUAUUUGCAGUGACAAUAGAAACCAAAAUCAAACACAGCAAAGAGCAGAACCAGAAACUGGGGAUCCCAUUGACAAUGAACAGUUUCAGCACUCUACCCCUGAACCUGUCCCACCAAAGAAAAACAACCAGCAGCAGCCUAGCAAGAAACAAGCCCAGCAGCAAUCCCGCACCAAAACAGAACCUGCUGCACGAAAACCUGAGAGAGGCCGCAAGCCAGACCGUGCCCCAUUAAAGAAACCAUGGGAGAACCCCAAACCAAGAGCCCGUUCCAAGAGUCGGGACCGGUCAGCCACACGGACCAAAACGGCAGGCUGUCCAACACAGGGAAACAAACUCAACACCUCACUGGGAUUUAAUGACACGUUCGACUUCGACUGUGAAGAGACUGUCCACAUCACACCAUUCAGGGCCAAGGCGGAAGACAAUCAGCCAGCCACAACCAUCAGCGAAGACCCCCCACAGGCCCAAAAAGAGGCUUCACCUUUGGUUUUCAACAAGAAUGAACUCAGCUCGUCAUCACCAUCUUCUGAGUCAGAGGACAGCCUUUAUGUCCCUCAGAAGGUCAGGAGGAGACAGACCUCCCCAGAAAACACAAAGAUGAUCACCACUCGCAGAGGUCGGCCCUCUAAAGUGGUCAGACGGAAAGAAAACAUCCCUCCAAAACAGGAGAUCUCUGUCUUUAGAGAUGAUGAGUCAAGCUCUGUGGUCAUGAAGCCUGGAAAGGAAGAAUUUAAUCUCCGUGAGUCUGCUGACUUGAGCUUCUCUAACAGCCCUGACCCUGAAAGGUUGGGACAGGAAAAUCACCACGAGCCUCACAGGGAGGAAACUGAGGAGGACUGUUUGCCGCCUGUCAGCCCUCUGGUUGAAGCUGAGAUGAUGAGAAUAGACAACGUCCUAUCCAAUUUUGGAGAUUCUUCCUGUGAAGCUCCAUCUCUUUUACCCAACCAAACACCCCAGAGAGUUAAGACAUGCAAGAAGCGUGGGCUUGGUAUAAGGCCAGCAGGGCGGGGAUUGAGUCUGUGUGAUGUGAGCAAUCUGUCCCCUGCAGCCUAUCGUAAGUUCUCCUGUGGUGGGUCGCGCCCUUCUGAUGCCCGAUGCUCCACCCCUGUUCCUGCUCGUAAACGGCGAUCCACUAUGGUGGUGGACUACAAGGAGCCCUCGUUACACGCGAAACUUCGGCGGGGAGACAAAUUUACAGACUUGCAGUUCCUCCGUUCUCCUAUUUUCAAACAGAAGCCUGGUAGGCAGUCUGUCCAGAAUUCAAGGAAAUCUAUCAACGACCAGCAGUCAUUUGAGAAAUACAAUGAGUCAUUUGUUGGAUGUCGCUGAAACCACUUUGUCCUCACUGAGCUCUGUGUGUUGACUUGCAUUGUCAGUUUUAAUGUGAUUUUGGUAAUGUGAUGACAAGUGAUCACUCUGUUUUUCACUCUGUGUUGAAUUUCUUUAUAUGAUGAAGAACGACUGCGAUCAGUUGUAGAUUUUGUUCCCUUCUUAUUUUACCAAUCUUUAUUAUUUUUCCUCUUUCCGAUCUCUUUCAUCUC